AUGGUUGGCAACAUUCUCGUUACAGGCGCAUCGGGUUACAUCGGGGGAUCCAUUGUCGCUGAAAUUUUGAACCGCAAAAGAGGUGGCACUCCUGAGACUUUGAUCAUCCAUGCAGCCGUGCGUUCGCUGGAACAGGCCCACAGCUUGAAAAGCCUGGAUGUCACUGCCGUCCAAUUGAAUCUCAAUGAUGAAACUGCGGUAACAGAUUACAUACCUUCCAAUGAUAUUGAUUUGGUCAUCAACAAUGCAACUUCCAUUGAUCCCAAAAUUGCUUCGAAUCUUAUUUCAGGGCUACAGAAGCAACGUGAAGCAACAGGGAAGGGGGUCUUCUUUAUACAGACGACCGGUCUUUCAGCCUUCGACGAGAAUACAAACUGGCCAUUCGGUGAAGUGAAAGACACUAACAACGUCUAUGACCUUGAGAGGCAAUCCAGGGAGACGUAUAUUGUUCGAGAGGUCGACGCAUUUGUUAUCGAACAGUCGAAGAAGGCCGGCGUUACCAGCUUCCUAAUCUUCCCCCCAACUCUUCACGGUCGUGGCUCUGGAACAUGGAAUCAGCUCUCACCUCAGAUACCAGCUCUUAUUCAGGCUAGUAUCAAUUACAAGCAAGUCUAUAAAUUUGGUGAAUGCAGAGACGCGCCUCUGGCACAUGUGUCAGAUGUUGCAAGGUUUUAUGGCCAGUUGAUUGAGUCUAUUUUCGUGGGUAAGAAACUUCCUGCUGGAGAAGAUGGCCAUUACUUUCUUGUUUCGCACGUCGUCUCUUGGUGGGACAUUAUGGAUCAACUUGCUGCAAACCUCCACGCACGGGGUCUAGUCACGACGGAAUCUACUAAAAUAUGGCCGUCUGACGAAAUGGCGGCUGAGUCAGUUGGCGUACCAGCCAGCUUUGCCCACAGCAUGUGGAAUUCGAGCCCGAAAGUACUAUCUAAGAAGGGAAACAUUAUUGGGUGGAAGCCCGUGUGGACUAGAGAGUCAUUCCUAAACAGCCUUGGCCAGGAGGUCGAUGACUUUCUGGAGUUGGGUUUACCCAAGAGCAGCCUCCUGCACUCACUGAAACCGGUUUCUGGUCACAGUACGAACUAA
Penicillium manginii is the source of this 1083-nucleotide messenger RNA. RefSeq lists its product as uncharacterized. NCBI's taxonomy places the organism in Eukaryota, Fungi, Ascomycota, Eurotiomycetes, Eurotiales, Aspergillaceae. The transcript has 6 exons. The record is from RefSeq and is a predicted model, not a curated record. Bases 1 to 1083 code for a protein of 360 amino acids.